Messenger RNA from Acanthamoeba castellanii str. Neff, 9960 nucleotides. RefSeq names its product Beige/BEACH domain containing protein. Bases 1 to 9960 code for a protein of 3319 amino acids. The transcript has 57 exons. Gene Ontology annotation, molecular function: protein binding. The record is from RefSeq and is a predicted model, not a curated record. Lineage: Eukaryota; Discosea; Longamoebia; Acanthamoebidae.
AUGGAUUGGAUCAAAUGGAUGGGACACGCCAUCGGCGUCUCGGAGGGGGCCGAAGCACAAAUCUCAGAGCCGGUGGCCAAGCUGCGCUAUCUCUACAAGGUCUACACCGAAACACGAGGCGAAGAGAAAAAAGAGGUGGCGCUGAGCAGGGUGAUCCAACUGUUCAUCGCCAUUUUCGGACACAAGACCGCCGAAGGCGAUGAUGAAAUGGGCGAAGGCGACCGCACGCCCAAAGCCGGAUCGGCGCUGGUCACCGACCCCGCCAAACCUGAUCUCGAAAGGAGCUUUGGUCGGCAAGCGAGAGAGCUCUCGCUGGUGCUCUCCUUCAUGUUCGUCAACCAGAUCAAGGCAGUGUGGCCCUCCACUCUGCCACGCGAUCAAGCCAUAGCAGCAGUGUCACACGUUUUGGAGCCACCCAAGGCCGUCGACAACCAUGGCGCGAUAGCGGCCCCACCCGCGCGGGUCUACGCUUCGCUCAUCCUGGAUACCUUCGAGAUCCUCGGCACUUCCGAGCACUGUGUGAUCAAUAUGGCGUCGGCGGAGUUGACCGAACGGGUGAUCGCCAACAUUCUGCUGCACAGCAGCCGGUAUCGCACCGUGAUCGACGACCUGAGCAAUGCCGACGGGCUCAAGCUGGUCUUCGAUAUGUCGGCCAUGCAUGCCCGUUUCGUUCAUCCGCAGCUUCGCAUCAGGUUGUUCAAGAUGCUCAAAUCGGUGCUCGCGGAGCACUUGGACGAGCAGCUGGUGACCUACAUUCGCGACCAGAGCUGCAUCAUCCACCAGAUCGAUACGCUGCGCCAUUUCGACAAGUACGAGAGCGCCGAUGAGAUGCUGGCGAUCUGGGGCAACAUGACCACCGUGUUGAAGCGAUCGUCCAAGGUCUCGAGCAUCUUGAUGGAGGAGUUCCUGGUAGGCGGCGGCUACACAUUCCUCAACAAAUUCCUACUUCACCUCGAAAGCCUGCGCGAGCCUUCUCAGGCCGUACGUUUACUGGAUCUCGUGACUAGCCUCAUCUACGUCGGGCAUCUGCGCCUACAGCUGCCCGAGACGCCACCGCCGUUCAACGAAGACACGAUGCCGGCCCCCUCCAGUGACACGUCCGGAGUCGCGUGUAUUCGCAACAUCGACGCACUGCUCGCGCUUCAGAACUAUUUCAUCGCCAGCAAGAACGAUUCGCUGCGGGAGAAAAUAGUGUCCAGCGUGUUUACGAAGAGCAAGCUCAACAUCUGGCUGAUCUACGCGGUGGACUACAUCUUCCUGCUGCGUUUCGUCGACGGCCUGGCGGACAUGAGCGAGCAUCUGCAAGAGCUGUUCAUCGGCAUGAUCGCCUACCUCGCCAUGGAGAACCACUUUGUGCCGUUCAAAGAACUUCAAGGGCUGUUCGCCAUGUUCGAGGCGCAGGUGUCGGCUGAGUUGAUGCGACUCAUCUUGGGCAUCGCCAACAAGCUGUUGGUUCACGAUCCGCCUCGAUACAAGGCCGUAUUUCGAGAUGCGGGUCUGUUCGACCACGUCUUCGGCCUGCUCAAGAAGCACGACGACUAUCCGAGCAGCCUCGUGUCUGCCGUCCUGGCAUGCGUCAAGUCGCUUCUGCGCGACAGCCCCGACAACGUGGCCCUGUUCAGGAAACUCAAUGGGAAGGAAAUCGUGUCUUCGUUCAUCCAAGAGAACGACGCCGACCUCCGUUCGUGCGCCCUGCGCCUGGUCGAGAUCCUGGUCCUCGACGACGUGCAACUGACCUACGGGUACGUCGAGCCACCCAAUGAGAGUGCGAGCACGUGGUUCGGUGAUUUGACACCGGUGGUGGUGGCGACUCGUUGCGUCGACGUCGACAGGGAGUUUGCGACGCUGGUCGAUCUGCUCAACGGCGUGCACAAGCUGGCGCACGGGCCGGGCGUAGGGAAGGACAUCCUGCGCAGCGUGUCUGCUAUUCUGUUGGCCGAGCGCAAGUUCAAGGACAUCUUCCGCAGCGUCGGCGGAUUCAAAACGCUGUCGACCGCGUUGGCCGCCAUGGGCGGAAGUUUCGCCAACAGCCAACAGCAGCCGGAGGACAGCGUCAAGCCGCGGCUGUCGAUGCUGGCGAAUCUCUUCCGCACCCUCACCAUCGCACUCUCUCGGCACAAGGAGAACAAGCAGUUCUUCCUCGACGACCAGGGCUACGGGCGCAUCCUGACGGGCGUGUGCCAGCUCAAGAUCCUGGACUCGGCCCACGCGCUGCUGGUCUUCGGUUCGCUUCUCCAGAUGUCCGCCGAGUCGACACAGAAACUCAAGGGUGACGAGCUGCCCAGUCGGCUGGAGCGGAUCCGCAACCCCGAGGUGGCGCUCAUCAUUCUCGAGCUGCUCGGCGAGACCAUCCCCGAGGUCCAGCGCGACGUCUUCCAAACGCUCAACAACACCCUGCGAUUCUCGACUAAGUCCCUGCAUGCCCUGUUUUCCUCUGGAGUGACGAGUUUUAUUCUGUCCAAGUAUGCGGCAAGCAUCGCCGACCCGAAGGACAAGACGCACGGGCACAUCCUCAAGUUCCUGUCGACCAUGGCCAGCUACAAAUUCACCAUCGCCGAGUGGCAGCAGUUCCUGGGCAUGUUCACGCGCGAGAACCAGAACAGCAGCCUGCUCAAGACCCUGCUCCGCAUGGCACGCACCGGCAACGCGCCGACGUUCGUCGAAUUCGAUCGCACUCGCCACCGAGGAUACGAGUGCGUGCGCGUGCCGUCGGUGAUGGACGGACAGAAGUGGCCGGCCUCGAGCACCCUCAUGCUGUGGGCCUGCGUCCGGAGCUUCCGCACCGACGCGCCGUCCGACUCGGCUGCCUCGACGGACGACGCCGGCAGUGACGCGUCAUCACUCUCGGGGUCGUCGUCCUUCUCCCUCCCCACUCCGAUCUCGUCCACCACCGCGUCGUCGGUCUCCUUCUCGUCGUCGUCGACCUCGACCAACCCCUUCGACAUCCCGUCGCCCUCCGCCCUGCCGCGCUCGCGCUCGCAGAGCUCCGUCGCCAACCCGUUUGGCGCGUCGCCGUCGUCCGCCGGCGCCGAGCCACACGGCAACCCGUUCGACACGGCCUACAGUUCCGCGCCGUCGACGGCGAGCGACAACCCGUUCGACGCUCCGCCCGCGCCAGAGGAGGCCGCCGCCGAGGUCCAGCGACCUUGGAACGGCGUCCACCUGUUCAACCUCAAGAGCGACGACGGCGGCGAGACCCCUUCGCUCAACAUCUCUGGCUGGGCGUGUCCGGACAAGCUGGUGCUGCAGGUGGGCAACAACCCAUUCCUGUACGAGGUCGACUUCCCGUUCGAGGAGGAUGUGUGGUACCACAUUGGCAUCGUGCAGGUCAAGCAGGUCUGGGCCACCACUAUCAAGGUCUACAUCAACGGCGCACUGAUACAAACCAUGCAAGUGGCCUCGCCUCCGCCCAUCCACGGCAACAUCUCCCUCACCUUCGGAACGCUGAGGGAGGAUGCGCGAGCGUGCGAUGAGAUUUGGCGCCUGUCCUCAUUCCACAUCAUGGACGGCGAGGUGCCGUCGGUCAUGCUGUUCAUCAUCUCGCUCCUGGGACCCACCUACAACGGCAACUUCCAGGCGCCGCUCUCGCAGUACCAGACCUACGGCAUCAUCACGCCGCGCAACUUGUCCAUCGCUCAGAGGGUGGACAAGGGCGGCUCUGCGAUUCUGGACUUUGAGAACACGUCCCAGUGGUUCCCUGUCCAGCGGAGGGCCAUGAUCUUCACCCUCACCGCGCGCGAUCUCGUUCACAUGGUGGGCCGAGCGCACAUCAACCUGUUGAUCGAGGGCGCACACGUCUACCAGCCUCUGACGCUGGUCCAUGCCAUCCAAGCCCUCGGAAGUGUUAGCACACUCCUCCUCUUUGUCUACCACACCAAGGAUGCGCGCGAGCUUGAGAUCGCCCUCAAGUUGGUGCAGGAGCUGGUGUCCAACAACUACAUGCUCUCCAAGGCCAUGGAGGAGGAGAUCCCGACGGGCGAGGACGCGGACGGCCCGCGUUUCAACGGCUACCAGCUCCUGGCGCACCUGCUCCACGCCAAGCACGAAUUCCUGACGGCCGACAUUCUCGAGGUCGUGUUCGAGUGGGUCGGCAUCGGGCUCUGGCAGCCGACCGCGACGCGUCGACAGACCCAAAAUGUCGACGACAACAAAACCGCAAGCCCCACCACCAGCAGCGGCAAGACCAGGGCCGGCACUGGCGCCAAGAGCGGCGAGCAGCCGCCCAAGGCGAGCGAGCGCGAAUGGAGCAACAAGGAGCGACGCGACGACAGGCGCGAACGGCGGGCGGCAGGCGAUGGGCGGUCCGCCCUGGGCGGCGGCGUGCUGGCCAACCCGUUCGUGUUCCGGCACGUCCUGCUCGAGCUUCACCUGUGGAACAACUCCGUGGGCAUGCUGCAGCUGGUGCUCCAACGCAUCGCCAGCCUCGUGUCGCCAACAAACAUUCACCACAAGUACAACCUGUACCGGCUGAGGGAGCUGGACGUUCUGGCGACGCUGUUCGGCAUCAUGAGCGACGUGAGCACGCCGGAGGUCAUCUUGCCAUUCGCGGUGGACCUGGUGAUGCAGCUCAUUGCGAUUGACGUGCGCUCGAGCGACCUCCAGCAGCUCUGCGACGUGCUGCUGCAGACGAUAGUGAGCGUGGACGCGCGUCGGGCCCGGGUCAACUACGAGGCGACGAUGGCCCGCGCCAAGCAGGCCUCGCAGCCCAACUCCCCGCGGGGAUCCGACGGAAGCCAAUCGAGCGAGAGCAACAGCCCCCGCGGAGCUUCCGCCACUGGGCGUCAUCAAUCAUCCGCCACACCUACCCUGCUCGGUUCCGCAGGGUCGCAAACGGGCGCUGCGGCGAGCCGCGGAUUGAUCGUCAGGAACCACCUGCUACAGAUGCUGAUCGACCUCAUCGCCCAGAACUGGGCCGACACCAAGAUCCGCGCCUUCACCGACGUGCUGACGGUCGAGUGGCUGAUGCACUUCAUGAACGGCUACAUGCACGGCUCGUCCAUGGUGCUCGCGGUCAACCUGGUCUGCAUCCUGUACCAGGCCUCGCUCGAGUUCCAGAGCUCCUUCCGAUCACAGAACGGGUUCCGGGUGAUGCAGCAGGUGGUAGUGCACUACUGCACGUGCGUGGACAUCUACUACGCUGCGUUCGCCCUGCUCGUGGGCUGCCCCAUAUCACGGCUCAAGAAAUCGCCCAAGUUCGAACAGCAGGCCCUCGUCGACAUCGUGCAGGCAUCGAAACAGAUGGUGGUGUGCGGCGAGGCCAUGACCCUCAUUCUCACCAUGCUCAAAUCCAACAUCGAACUCUCAGGUGGCCAAGCGGAGGAGCGGAAAGAGGGCGAGGACGAUGUGGUGCGCUCGGCCGAGCUGAGCAUUCUCGUCAACCGGGAGGAACCGUCCGAAGCCUUCCACGCGGCCAUCCUGCAGUUCAUCCUCUACCUCUUCGACUGCUGCAUCAACUUCCAGCAGCUGUGCGCCUCGCCGCCGUUCCUGUAUCGGCUGGUGGACCUCAUGUUCCCGCAGGGCGUCCUGGCCGCCACCAUCACCGACCAGCUUCUCUUGACACACACGACGGCCUACAUGGAGCCCAUAUUCACGUUGAUCUCGCGCACCAUGGACACGGCCCUGCGGUCGAUGGCCGAUGGCCACACCGUCAUCAUCAACAUCUGCGAGGCGGCUCCGGGCGCACGCGAGGAGCGAGAGAUGAUGGCCUACGAGAACCAGGCCCUGUGGACCAUCCUGGAGUACCUCAACAAGGCUGUGACGCCCGACCAGCUGCUGGAGAACGCGCAGCUCGCGACAAACCUGGCCGGGUUCUGUUCAGCGCUGGUCGACCAGGUGGAGCUGCAGGCCUUCCCCGCCGGCAAGUACAAGGUGUUCCAGUUCGUCAUGAAGUAUCUGCGCCACGUCACCACCGCGCAGCCCAGCGCACGAGGCAACGCGAAGGUGAUACGCGAGGCGCACAAGGCCGGGAAUCGGAUCACUGUCUACCUGCUCAAGGAGAGCCGGACCCACACGGACGACCUCCUCCGCAUCCUCAAGAAGAUCGUCAACCACCAAGCCGUCAUCAUAUCCGAGACGAACAACGACAAAGAAUUCUUCAGCUACCUGUGCCUGGCCAUCCUGCCGCUGCUGCUGCACGACAAUCAGCAGAUCACGCGCUUCUGCGCACAGAUCUUCAAGCUGCUCCUGCUCGCCAAGGAGCAGUUCAUGCGCGACGUGCUCGUCAGCCGUAUCCAGGGCGAACUGGUGGACCUCAAGACCAACGGCUUCGAGCUUCUUCUCUCGGAUGUGAAUGGUUUCAAUUUCUGGGUGGCCAGCGCGCACCCCACGGUGACGCGAAUCUUCAAGCAGCUCCUGGGCAAGAGCGCCAAAGCCUUCACCCACGCCGAACAGCAACAUGUCGACACAAUCUCCAAGCAAUGGAAGAAGCGCCGAAGGUCGAUCGUCGUUAAGUACGAGAAGGCCGUGCAGGCCGAAAUCAUUCACCUCUCCAAGGUCGACCUGUCGCGCCGCAAUGCCGCGGACCGCUUGGUGGCCAAGGGCUGUGGCAGCGUGUACUUGAGCGCCUGGCAACAGGCGCGGUACCAGGAGGUGAUGGCCUACCACUGGAUUCAGCUCUACCGGUCGCGCUACCUCUAUGGGGAGACCUCCCUCUGGCUCCCUCUCGCUGCCUCGCCGCUCGACAAAUGGCGCCUCGACGAAACCGAAGGCUCGAGUCGUAUGCGGAGAAAGUUGCAAAGGAAUGAAGAUUUCUACCAGAACUAUCCGCAUUUGGAGCCCGGCAAUAACCUGCUGCCGACGAGCAAGGACACGCGUGAGUUCCUGGAGAAGCUGGCGCCGCUCCCCAACUACGCCCACACGCUGGCGGCGCUGCGCACUGCGGCCGUUCCGCCUUCGCCUCUUCUCGAGGCAUCCGCGGCGCCGCCGCAGGAAUCGGCCUGCGAGGACUCCCAGACCCUGACGAACGAAGACGAGAGUGGCGAGGGAGAGACGAGGGUGAAUCGAGCCGACGACAGCGACAGCGCAGACUCGGACGACAGCGACCAGCAGAGCCUCGCCACGCGGCCACCCAGGCCACUAUCUCUGCGAGGAAGCAAGAAGCAAGAGGUGAUGGAGCUCGAGGAGGAGGAUUGGGAGGAGGACCACGUGGAUCCCGUGCAGGCCAGCAUGGACGAGAUCGACGUCGAAUUCCAGCCCGUGCCCAUCGAAGAGGGCGGAGAGGACAAGAGCAUUGACGGCAUGAUCGCGCGCCUGCUGGCCCCGGGAGACUGUCUGUCGCUGGCGCCCGAGGAGCUCUUCCUCUGCGCUCGCGUCUGUGUUGUGGGCCUCAUCAAGGGUGUAUUCUUGAUCGCCAACAAGCACUGCUACAUGAUCGAGAACUGCACCAUCGGCGUCAACCGCCACCUGUACAUGCUACCCGACCGACGGUCCAAGAAGGAGCGCCUCCUUAAGGGACCCUUCAUUCCCGUCCUGCACCGCUGGGCCUACGAGGAGAUCAAGGAGGUGAUCGGGCGCAAGUUCCUGCUGCAGCCGCUGGCGAUGGAGUUCUUCUCGUCGAGCGGGGCCACCCAGUUCCUCAUCUUGUCGCUCCACGAGCGGGACGCGGUGCUGCGACGGCUCAACACCAUCGUCAACGCGCUCAAGCCGGCGAGCGAGGUCAAGAAGGUGCCCACGCCCAUCGGUCUCGACUUGCCGCUGGUUCCGCUCCGCAGGGCUUCCAUCGACGCUGGGGACCAGACGUGGGGUUCGAUGGCCAAGGCUGCGGCGGGCCGGCUGAAGAGCUAUGCCAGCGGCAUCGACCCGCUCAACGAGGGCAACGUGCUCACCCUGUGGAAGAAGACCGCCAUGCAAAAGUGGGUCGAGGGCGAGAUCUCCAACUUCCAGUACCUCAUGCAUUUGAACACGCUUGCCGGGCGGUCGUUCAACGACUUGUCGCAGUACCCGGUGCUGCCCUGGAUUUUGGCCGACUACUCGUCUUCCGAGCUCGACUUGGACGAACCCCAGACCUACAGGGACCUCUCGCGGCCCAUGGGCGCCCUGUCGUCGGCCCGGGCGGCCAAGUUCCAGGAGCGGUACGACGAGUGGGACGAGCAGGACAACGAGGGCGUGCCCAAGUGGCACUACGGCUCGCACUACUCGUCGGCCGGCAUCGUGGCCCUCUUCCUCAUUCGCCUGGAGCCGUUCACCCAGCACUACGUGCGGCUCCAGAGCGGGCGCUUCGAUGUGCCCGACCGCAUCUUCUGCAACAUACAGUCCUCCUGGGAAUCGGCAUCGGGCUCGGCGGGCGAUCUCAACUUGUCGGACGUGCGCGAGCUCAUCCCCGAAUUCUUCUACCUCCCCGAGUUCCUGGCGAACAAGAACCGAUUCAACUUCGGCCACAAGAUCACGGGCGAGGAGAUCGACGCCGUGGGCCUCCCGCCCUGGGCCAAGGGCGACCCGCAGCGCUUCAUCUGCCUCCACCGCCAGGCGCUCGAGUCCGAAUACGUCUCCAACCACCUCCACGAGUGGAUCGACCUGAUCUUCGGGCACAAGCAGCAGGGCCGCGUGGCCAAGGAGAGCCUGAACGUGUUCUACUACCUCACCUACGAAGGCACGGUGGACAUCCGCAGCAUCGAGGACGUCGACCGGCGCAAGGUGAUGCUGUCGCAGAUCAACAACUACGGCCAGACGCCCGCCCAGCUCUUCAAGAAGCCCCACCCGCGGCGCCGGGUGGUCGUGCCCCCGGCCUCGCCGCUCCAGCAGGCCCACAACUGGGAGCCGUUCGUGUUCGCCGAGGCGAGCGGCGCGAUCGGGGCCAUGUCCCUGGUCGACGGCCGCAUGACCAUCGUCCCGCCCUACAAGGCCUUCAUCGCACGCGACGCCGCCAAGUGCAUCGCCUGGACUCGAUCCACCGCUACCCUUCGCCUCGUCUCCGCCUCCUCCUACACCAAGACGUUUAAAACGUGGGAGAACAUCGUGGGCUGGGGCGAGCUGCUGAGCGUGACCCUCACGGAAGACAGCAAAUUCCUCAUCACCGCCAGCUCCAACACGCUGACGCGUGCACCACCAUCUGAACGCCGCGGCCAGGUGGUCUCCGUGUUCCGUUUGGACCGGAACGAGGGCGAGCAGCGACUGGGCAAGAGCAGAGAGAGCGCGCAGAGCUCUGCGCCCAAGUAUGAUGCGACGUUUGAGCUGAAGCACUUUGGAGACCUGUUUGGCCACCGCGAGGCGGUCACGCAUGUCGUCGCGUCUCGACUCCACUCUCUGGUUGUGUCCGCUUCAACGGACAAGAAGGUGAUGGUGUGGGACCUGCUGCGAUUACGACAUGUGCGCACGCUGCCCGAGCUUGCCCGACCCAUCACGGCCCUCAAGAUUCAGCCCUUGACGGGCAACAUUGUGGUCUGUACAGACAGAGAGAUCACUCUGUGGAGCGUCAAUGGCGAUCUGUUGGCCUCCAACGGGUCGCUCCGCCCGACGGAGCCCAUCACGGCGGUGGAGUGCGGCCACGGCCAGGAGUGGGAGCCCCACAACAUCGUCUACGUCACCGGCCACGCCGACGGCUCCAUCGAGUUCUGGGGCGUGGUGGAGGACCAGCUGUGCCGACUGCAGCGCUUCGGCGCGCCCACCGCUCAAUCCCCGGUCACUGCUCUCUACAUGCGACCAGACGACAAGGCGCUGUACAGCGGUAAUGCGACGGGACAGGUCAUCUUGUGGUCAUCCCAGGAGGAGCUCGAGGCCGAACGAGCCCAGAGGAACAAGGAGAUCUCCACCUCCCUCUCGAGACCACCGUCGAUGAGCGAAGCUGGCGUCGAGGGCAGUCCGCUGGCGGACGCCGCGCACGACCGGUCGGUGGCGCCACGGCGCGGGACGGGCGGCAACGGCGCGAGUGGUCUGGUGGACAUCUCGCCGCUCCGCAACCUGGCCCGGACCACCACCUACCUGCCCAGCCUGCCGAGCUUCGGCGCCGGAUGGCGUCACAACUGA